CAGUGCUUCAACUGGUACUGGGUAAGGGGAUAGCGGGUUAAGAUCCCAGAUUCCAUGAAUAAAGCAAGCACUGAUAGCUAUCUAAGAGAUAACAAUAUCUGUACUUGGCACAAAGAAGGGUCAGAGGGGUGUGUUGUUAAGAGGUAUAAAAUAAAAUAUCUAGUGUAGUCCUGCAGAGAACCUAUUAAUACCUGGUUGGAACUGGAGAGAACUUGUCCAUUAGUCAAGAACCAUGUCCAAUAAGUACAAUGCGCUAGUGAAAGUUUAUCUCUCUCUAUGCAGUUUUGUCAGUUACAGAGAGUAUUGAAAGCCUAGAGAGAGGCAAUGGGAAAUUCAGAGUGAUUUGCACGUCUACUGGAGGAAGACCACUGACAAUGUCUGUCACUGUACCAUCUGGUGUUGUGGAGGACAUGAAGAACAUAACUGGAAAGGGAGGAGUUGAGUGGGUAGGUAAUGAUACUUAUUCAGCAGAGGUUAUCAAGACAAAUGGAACUCAUGGAGAUGUGUAUGGUUGUAUGGCAUCUAAUGGAGUGUCUAAUGCUUCACACAAUUUCUCUCUGAAAGUUGCUGGGAGUCCAACUAUACUGUUAGUAGUACAGACAUCAGCUACGUCAGUGAUAGUGGAGUGGAGUCAGCCAUCAGGAGGAGCCACAGUGACUGGAUAUGUAGUACACUACAGUGACGGAGACAAUAUGAGCAAUAUGACCGAGUGUAACAUAACUGAAAAUAACAUGACUGAUAGUAACAUCACUAAGAGUAACACAACUGAUGGUAACAUAACAGAGUGUAUAAACACCGAGAGUGACACAACUGACAGUAACACAACUGAAAGUUCCAUGAUCGACAGUGACAUGAUGGAGAGUGUAUAUGCAUCUUCUACUCGUGCUCUGAUUACAAACCUCACUGAAUGUUAUAACUACACAUUUUCUGUUGAAGUUACCUCAGAGCAUCUCUCUGGAAUAUCAAAGACAUUUAUUUUUAAACUAGGUACAUCAGACCUGUCAGUGAAUGUCACAGCUGAAGCAGUGAGUUCAACAGUCAUCUCAGUCCAAUGGGACCACCUGAGACCCUGCGGUCCAGUCAGUCAUCUGUCUGUUAAAUUCUCAGUGAAGUACACUGCAGUGCCUAGUGAAGUUAUAAACCAAACUGAAGAAUUGAUUGUAACAUCAACUGAGGCAAUGCUGACUGGACUCACUCCAUACACCAACUACUCCAUUACAGUAGCUGUAGUGAAUGAGAUGGGAAACGUGGGACCAUACAGUUACCCCACCACAAAUCAAACUUUGGAAGAUGUUCCAGGUCCAGUAGGUGCAGUCACGGCAUCUCCCUCUUCGUCUCAAGUAACCCUGACAUGGGAGCCACCACUGAUGCCUAAUGGAAUAAUCAUAGCAUAUGAGGUUUCCUACAGACAAACAGUUUCCUCAGAGCCUGAGACUAGAGUGAACUCCUCUGCUCUGGCCACUAAUUUCACCACAGAGAGCAACCUUGAGGAGGCCACUGAAUUCAUCUUCUCUGUGAGAGCCUACACCAGAGUGGGACCUGGAAAUGCUACCUCUCUUACUGUGGCUACAUUAGGUGCUGUGUCAAGUCUAACUUUAAUCAAGACCGCUGCAUUACUUGGAAUUGGAAGUGGUGUAGCAUUAAUCGGAAUCAUUAUUAUUGGAAUUGCCAUUUCCUGGACUGUUUUCAAAAGAUCACAUCACAGAGCCAAGCCAAGAUUGUACACAGAGGAUAAUCCAGCCUAUGGUGUAACUCUGGGUGUGAGAUACAAACCAUCAAGAAAGACUGAUUCAUCACCUACCCAUACAGAGGAGCCUGUGUAUGAUACAAUCAGUUAGUAGCAUAACUUCACCUGUAAUCAUUAAUAGAUCGUAGAAGAGUUACUGUUUCUCUGUGAUUUAGGAAUGCCAUAGUGACUAAAAAGUCUUAUCUGAGAGAAAAUGCCAUGAUAUUCAAGAUAUGUUUUGUGUAUUCAGAGUAUAGGCUGAAGCAACUUGGACUAUGCAAAUAGGCAUGUUAAUACAAACCAACAAGCAUGACCAACAACUAUAACAAAUCUUACACCACGAACGAAACAGGAGAGACAGCUACGAAGAAAAACACCCAAAAAACCAGCCUUUCAUUGAAAUAUCUCUGCC
Molecule: messenger RNA, 2138 nt
Organism: Geodia barretti
Lineage: Eukaryota; Metazoa; Porifera; Demospongiae; Tetractinellida; Geodiidae
Source: the annotation of a GenBank genome assembly